This is a messenger RNA of Parastagonospora nodorum SN15, 558 nucleotides long. RefSeq lists its product as hypothetical. The record is from RefSeq and is a predicted model, not a curated record. The transcript has 5 exons. Bases 1 to 558 code for a protein of 185 amino acids. NCBI's taxonomy places the organism in Eukaryota, Fungi, Ascomycota, Dothideomycetes, Pleosporales, Phaeosphaeriaceae.
AUGGCAUCUCUACCUUCCUGUUGGCGGGACGUCUCCACCUUAGACAGCUCACUCAACCGCACAAGUCCACGUCACGCAGAUCAAUCGUCUUACGAUCUCCAUUCUACCGAGUGUCACUCUCGCGUGAAGUGCAUUCUCCGAGAAUGCCACCGCACCAAUGAGAAAUUUGUUAACACAGACUUUGAUGCUGAAGAUCUGUCGGAGAAGAACUGCCUCCAGGGACUCAAGUACUGGUAUGACGAGAAACCUGCUGCUACGGUAGCAUCCGCGAUAAGCCCUCGAAGCUUGGGCUCCGCUCUGAAAACACUCAUCCAGGCCGAUGUUCUCAUGCAGAAUGCUGCACCAGUCGACUUUAUUGCAGAUGCAAAGCUCUUGACAAGAGCUAGUGCUGAUGAUGGUGACGAACCACGCCCGGGCUCUUUCCACCGCAUCGACUGGGUGGUUGAUAAACCCGAGUUUGGGAUUGACGGCUCCAAACUUCAGAUGUUAUCCAAGGGGGAAGUGGAGACUGCUGGUUUAUCGCCAUUGUGGCUACCAUCUGCAGCAAUCCAGAUUUGA